AUGUCUCCUCUUCUAAGAAGCGUUAUUGAUAUCGCUGAAAUUUUCGAUCACUAUGCCUCACACAGUUGUGAUGGAGCAUCCCUAAGCAAGAAAGACCUGAAGAACCUCCUUGAAAGGGAACUUGGAACUGUCCUUCAGAGACCACAGGACCCUGAGACAGUAGACCUGACCCUAGCACUUUUGGAUCGCGACUCCAACGGGCGUGUUGAUUUCAACGAAUUCCUCCUGUUCCUUUUCAAGAUUGCUCAAGCUUGCUAUUAUGCUCUCGAUCAGACCUCAGGGCUAGAUGAGAAGAGGAACGUGUCACAAGAUCGCAGACAAGAAGACCAAAGGAGAUUCGAGCCCCAGGACGUACAACGUGACGAAGAACGAGGGCACCAAAGCAGGCAGAAGAGACAUGAGCAGGAGGAGCGCACUGAUGAGCAGAGGAAGAGGCAAGAGAGACUGGAGCAGGAAGAGCAAAGACGAGAACUGCAAGAACUGGAGGAGCGCCUUGCAGAGAAAGAGCCGCUAAGCUGGAGCCAGGGUCCUGAUGCUGAGGAGUUUUCUGAGGAAGAGAACUUGCGAGAGAGGCAAGAACUCAAGAGCAAGGACCAGACGGAAGAAAGACGGUUGCAGAAGCGCAGGCGAGAAGAGGUGAGCGACCCCCAGCUGAGGCGCGAUGCCCAGCUGAGGCGCGACCCCCAGCUGAGGCGGGAGCAGGAGCUGGUGGCUGAAGAGGAGGAGCAGACGCGGCUCCAAGAGCCUGACGACAGCUUCACCCGGAGGUGGCAGCAGCAACUCGAAAGCGAGGCAGAAGCCCGUCAGAACAAAGUUUACUCCAGGCCUCGCAGACAGGAGGCGGAAGAGCGUCAGCUGCGCGAGCAGGGGCAGCGCCGCGACCUCCGACGACAGCGCCUUGCUGAGGAGGAGCGCCUGGAGCAAGAGCAGCGGUUCCGCGAGCCUCAGCGUCAGCGAUCCCAGAGGCGCGACGGGGAGGAGCAGAGCUUCCGGGAGGAGGAGCUGCAGCGAGCGGAGCUCCAGGAUAGCCUCCUAGAGGAACGCCAGAGGCGUCGCCGGGACGCAAGCAGGAGCCGGCAAUUGCAGGAAGAAAGCCAGAGGUGCCACACGCGGUACGCCGAACCCAGCCAGAGGCAGCAGAGCGGGGAGGAGCUACGGGAGGAGCGGCUGCUGCAAGAAGAGGCGCAGCGGCGCCAGCAGCGGGACAGGAAAUACCUCCGGGAGGAGGAGCGGCUGCAGCAGCAGGAGGAGGAGCGGCUGCAGCAGGAGGAGGAGCGGCUGCAGCAGGAGGAGGAGCGGCUGCAGCAGGAGGAGGAGCGGCUGCAGCAGGAGGAGGAGCGGCUGCAGCAGUAAAGAAGGCGCCUGCAGCGGGGGAGGCAGUAUCAAGAGGAGGACCUGCAGCAGGAGGAAGAGCGGCUGCAGCAGGAGGAAGAGCUGCUGCAGCAGGAGGAGGAGCGGCUGCAGCAGGAAAGAAGGCGCCUGCAGCGGGGGAGGCAGUAUCAAGAGGAGGACCUGCAGCGGCUGCGGGAUGUAGAUCAGCGUAGGGAUCUGAAAUGGCAGUGGCAACCAGAGAAAGAAAACGAAGCUCGCAGACACAGGCUCUUCUCCAAACGCAGGCAGGAUGAAGAAAGGACCCGGCAGCUGGAAGAUUCUCUGGAGCAAGAGAGACGGUUACGUCAGGAUCGGCGGCCUCUGCGAGAAGAAGCGGGAGAGAAGAGAGAGCUGGAGCAGGAGACCAGGCGCCGACUGCAGCGCGACCGGCAGUUGCUAGAGGAAGAGCAGCUGCAGCGAGAGCACCAAAGGGAAGCCAGAAGGCGAGAUGAGAACAUCCAGGAGGAAGAGCAGCUCCUGAGAGACUCGAGAAGACGGCCCCAGGAGAGGGAUGCAAAGUUCCUUGAGGAGGAAAAGCAGCUGCGGAAAAGACGGGAAGAACACAGGCGGCGUCAAGAACAAGAGAGACAAUUCCAGGAGGAGGAGGAGCUGCGCCACCAAGAACGUGAGAAAGAACUUCGGCAGGAGCGCGGAAGAAAUUCCUGUGAGGAACAAGAGCUCCGCCAGCAGCUUGAGGCCGACCAACGUCGCCAGGAGCUGCGUGAGGAAGAGCAGCGCCGCCAGCAGCGUGACAGAAGAGUCCGCCAGGAAGAAGAGCUUCGCCAGGAGCUGCGUGAGGAAGAGCAGCGCCGCCAGCAGCGUGACAGAAGAGUCCGCCAGGAAGAAGAGCUUCGCCAGGAGCUGCGUGAGGAAGAGCAGCGCCGCCAGCAGCGUGACAGAAGAGUCCGCCAGGAAGAAGAGCUUCGCCAGGAGCUGCGUGAGGAAGAGCAGCGCCGCCAGCAGCGUGACAGAAGAUUCCGCCAGGAAGAAGAGCUUCGCCAGGAGCUGCGUGAGGAAGAGCAGCUGAGACACCAAGAGCGUGACAGAAAAUCCCGUGGGGAACGAGAGCUCCGUCAGGAACUGGAGGAGGAGCAGUUUCAGGGCAGAAAGUUCCUCCGGGAGCAAGAGCUCAGGCGCGAUAGAAAAUUCCGUGAAGCAGAGCGCCGCCAGGAGCUCGAGGAAGAGCAGCUGAGGCACCAGAAAUGUGACAGAAAAUUCCGUGAAGCAGAGCGCCGCCAGGAGCUCGAGGAAGAGCAGCUGAGGCACCAGAAAUGUGACAGAAAAUUCCGUGAAGCAGAGCGCCGCCAGGAGCUCGAGGAAGAGCAGCUGAGGCACCAGGAACGAGACAGAAAAUUGCGUGAAGCAGAGCGCCGCCAGGAGCUCGAGGAAGAGCAGCUGAGGCACCAGGAACGAGACAGAAAAUUGCGUGAAGCAGAGCGCCGCCAGGAGCUCGAGGAAGAGCAGCUGCGAGAUCGAAAAUUGAGAGCAGAGGAGCAGCUUCGCGGGGAGCGAGAGGAAGAGCGGAGGCGUGGACAGGAGUGUGACAGAAAAUUCCGCAGGGAACAAGAAUUCAGCCAGGAACUGGAGGAAGAGCAGCCAAGGGAUAGAAAGUUCCGCAGGGAACAAGAGCUCAGGCGCGACAGAAAAUUCCAUGAGGAAGAAGAGCGCCGCCAGCAACUCGAGGAAGAGCAGCUGAGACACCAGGAACGCGACAGAAAAUUCCGUGAAGCACAGCGCCGCCAGGAACGUGAUAGAAAAUUCCAUGAAGAGGAGCGCCUCCAGGAACUGGAAGAAGAGCAGCUGCGAGACCGAAAGUUGAGGGUGGAGGAGCAGCUGCGCAGGGAGCAAGAGGAAGAGCGGAGACGCGGACAGGAAUGCGAUAGAAAAUUCCGCAGGGAAAAAGAAUUCCGCCAGGAACUGGAGGAAGAGCAGCCAAGGGAUAGAAAGUUCCGCAGGGAACAAGAGCUCAGGCGCGACAGAAAAUUCCAUGAAGAAGAGCGCCUCCAGGAAUUGGAGGAAGAGCAACUGAGACGCCAGGAACGUGGCAGAAAAUUCCUUGAGGAAGAAGAGCGCCGUCAGGAGCGCGACCGAAGAUUCCGCGGAGAACCAGAACUCCGGAAAGAACGUGAGGGGCAGCAGCGGCGCCUCCAGGAACUCGAGGAAGAACAGCUUCGCUUUGAGGAACAGAAGCGUCGCCACCAGGAACUAGAGCAACAGCUUCGCCAAGAGCGUGACAGGAAAUUCCGGGAGGAGAAGCAGCUGCGCCAGGAACGUGAGGAACUGCAGUUGCGGAGGCAGAAACGGGAUGGUCAGUACCCAGCUGAAGAGCAGUUUGCCAGGGAUAAGAUUCGUCGUCAGGAACAAGAACAACGCCAAGAAGAGGAACAAAAACGUCGCCAAGAGCUGGAGAGAAAAUUCCAAGAAGAGCAGAUCCGUAGGCAGGCGGAGCAGAGGCGCCGCCAAAUCCUGGAGUCUGGCACACGCCAGUUUGCCAAUGUCCCAGUGCGUUCCAGCCCGCUCUAUGAAUACAUCCAAGAGCAGAGGUCUCAGUACCGCCCUUAAAGGAUGCCGCGAAAGUCCCUGCACCAGCUAAAAAAAAAAAAAAAUUUUUUUUUUCUUUUUCAAGCAAAGGAAGAUGAGAAACACUGGGCAUCCAAUGAUAGCUCACGUGUUUCUGGUUGUGGGAAAACUCUCUGGUCUUAGAAUGUCUUUUUCAGAAUCUUAAACUAUACCUGUUUCAUUUCUUUCUAUUUCUGUCUUUCAUUCUGCCUCGGGUAGUUCUUUAUUGCAAGAUGUCUUUGUUCUUUAGUGCAGACUUUUAAAAAGAAGUCAUUUAAGUUUUCAAAGGAAUUUUGUUUGAGGAGCACAUUGAUUUAUUCCCUUCAUAAAUAACAAGAAUAAUGUAGCAAUUUGAUAUUCAAAGUAAUUGAGCCACUGUUUUUAGUGGAUCAUCUUGUUGGGAGCUCUUAUUUUGUAAGUUUAAGUUGACAUCUUCUUUGGCCUAAAUUUCAUUUGGAGGCAACCAAACAAUUUUCUUAAUCUCUGUUGCAUAAUUUUGACAGCCCUUAAUCUAAGGAGUUGAUUUAUGCAGAAAAAUGCCAUGUGAAAUGAGUUCAUAACUGAACUCUUAAGAGAAAGACUUGGACAGAAAAUGAGUUUUGGGCAUCAUAUUUUUAUAGUUAGUACCACUUAAAAUUUCGUGAAGCAAAAGCAAGGUGUUUCUCAAACAACUCAAAUUUAAAACUGCCUUUAUUUGUAGAGCUCUGUUCCAUUUCUCCAAGUUUUGUUGGGUUUGAGAAUGUUACUUUUGUACAUUUUGCUUUAGAGAGAACCUACUCAAGAUCCUGUAAACAUCUGUCUUGUUUGGGUCCAGCAAGAGUUCACAGAGUGAUGGAAAAAGGAACGGGGGAAAAUGUAUGGACAGAGGCCAAAUUUCUAGAGGUCUCUUGACUAGAUUUAGCAGCCCACAAUCAUUUGAGGCUCUAUAGUACCUUAAAGACAUUCUUGUUGAAAACAAUUGGACUGUAAAAUUUUCAAUAAAUGUUUGGCAAAUAAUUAUCUUUGUCUGUUUUAAUUAUCUAUCAUAACUCAUAUCUAAUCUGGAAAUGUAUCCAUUUCCAAUCACAUAGUAUUUUUAAUAUCAGCUA
Molecule: messenger RNA, 5018 nt
Organism: Cricetulus griseus (Chinese hamster)
Lineage: Eukaryota; Metazoa; Chordata; Mammalia; Rodentia; Cricetidae
Source: RefSeq, a predicted model, not a curated record